Messenger RNA from Hipposideros armiger (great roundleaf bat), 2985 nucleotides. RefSeq names its product forkhead box N1 (gene FOXN1). Bases 23 to 1963 code for a protein of 646 amino acids. NCBI's taxonomy places the organism in Eukaryota, Metazoa, Chordata, Mammalia, Chiroptera, Hipposideridae. The record is from RefSeq and is a predicted model, not a curated record. The transcript is spliced from 8 exons. Gene Ontology annotation, biological process: regulation of transcription by RNA polymerase II. Gene Ontology annotation, molecular function: DNA-binding transcription factor activity, RNA polymerase II-specific; transcription cis-regulatory region binding.
UCUUCGAGGCCAGGACUGGGUGAUGGUGUCACUACUCCCGCCGCAGUCUGACGUCACGCUGCCGGGCCCCGCCAUCCUGGAGGGCGAGCCCCAAGGGGACCUCAUGCAGGCGCCAGGCCUCCCAGGCUCCCCUGCCCCACAGAGCAAGCAUGCCGGCUUCAGCUGCUCAUCUUUUGUUCCCGAUGGCCCUUCAGAGAGGGCACCCUCAUUGCCCCCCCACAGCCCCAGCAUCGCAUCACCAGGCCCCGAGCAAGUCCACUGCCCAGCCGGCCCUGGCCCAGGUCCCUUCCGGCUGUCACCCUCAGACAAGUACCCAGCCUUCGGCUUUGAAGAGGGCUCAGCCAGCAGCCCUGGGCGCUUCCUUAAGGGCAGCCAUGUGCCUUUCCACCCAUACAAGCGGCAUUUCCAGGAGGACAUCUUCCCUGAGGCCCAGACAGCUCUGGCCCUCGAGGGACACUCCUUUAAGACCCCGGAGGUGCUGGAGGCCUUCGAGGAGAUGCCCGUCGAUGUGGGGGAGGCCGAGGCCUUCCUGCCUGGCUUCUCAGCAGAGGCCUGGUGCAAUGGACUCCCCUACCCCAGCCAGGAGCACAGCCCCCAAGUCCUGGGAUCGGAAAUCAAGGUCAAGCCUGCAGCUCUGGAGAGUGGUCCCGGGAUGUACUGUUUCCAGCCCCCCUUGCAGCACAUGUACUGUUCCUCCCAGCCCCCCUUCCACCAGUAUCCACCAAGUGGUUGCAGCUACCCUGUACCCUACCUGGGCUCCUCACACUAUCCGUACCAGCGGAUUGCACCCCAGGCCAGCACCGAUGGGCACCAGCCUCUCUUCCCCAAACCCAUCUACUCCUACAGCAUCCUCAUCUUCAUGGCCCUUAAGAACAGUAAAACUGGGAGCCUUCCUGUCAGCGAGAUCUACAAUUUUAUGACGGAGCACUUCCCUUACUUCAAGACGGCACCUGACGGCUGGAAGAACUCUGUCCGCCAUAACCUAUCUCUCAACAAGUGCUUCGAAAAGGUGGAGAACAAAUCAGGAAGUUCCUCUCGCAAGGGCUGCCUGUGGGCCCUCAAUCCAGCCAAGAUUGACAAGAUGCAGGAGGAGCUGCAGAAGUGGAAGAGGAAAGACCCCAUUGCUGUACGCAAGAGCAUGGCCAAGCCAGAAGAGCUGGACAGCCUCAUUGGAGAUAAGAGGGAGAAGCUGGGCACACCACUGCUGGGCUGCCCACCCCCUGGUCUAGCGGGCUCGGGCCCUAUCCGGCCCCUGGCACCUCCAGUUGGGCUCUCCCAGCCGCUGCACUCAAUCCACCCAGCUCCGGGCCCUAUUCCUGGCAAGAACCCCCUGCAGGACCUACUUGGGGGGCACGCGCCCUCCUGCUAUGGGCAGACAUACUCGCACCUCUCAUCGGGCCUGGCCCCUCCUGGACCUCCGCAGCCAUUGUUCCCGCAGCCGGAUGGGCAUCUUGAGCUGCGGGCCCAGCCGGGCACCCCCCAGGACUCACCUCUACCUGCCCAUACCCCACCCAGCCACGGCACCAAGCUGCUGGCUGAGCCUUCCCCAGCCAGGACCAUGCAUGACACGCUGCUGCCAGAUGGAGACCUUGGCACUGACCUGGAUGCCAUCAAUCCCUCUCUCACCGACUUUGACUUCCAGGGAAACCUGUGGGAACAGCUGAAGGAUGACAGCUUGGCCCUCGACCCCUUGGUACUGGUGACCUCGUCCCCGACAUCAUCUCCAAUGCCACCAGCCCCCCCACCACCGCACUGCUUCCCCCCUGGGACCUGUCUGGCAGAGACAGGCAAUGGGUCAGGUGACUUGGCACCACCAAGCAGUGGGGGCUCAGGGGCACUGGGUGACCUACACCUCACCACCCUCUACUCAGCCUUCAUGGAGCUGGAGCCCACGCCCCCCACGGCCCCUGCUGGCCCCUCCGUGUACCUCAGCCCCAGCUCCAAGCCCAUGGCCCUAGCAUGAGACAUGCCCAGCAGCGGCUCCAGCCUUUGCCUGGCCUGGGAGUCCCAGCGGGCCGCCCACGUUGGGCUCACUUUAAAGGUCAAAGAAGGAAUACACUCCCUAUCCCCUAUGGCACUAAAGCCAACUUGUUUGUUAGCUGGUAGCUGGGGGUGGAGAAGACACCACCCAGGGUGCUGCCCCUCACACAUUUCUGCCGCCCGGUGGGCCAGCUCCUCACUCAGGGCCCCUGAAGAACAAGUGUCCAGGCAAGAAGAAAACACACUCUCCCUAGCUCACACUCAUCCACACUCAAGCCUUCAGGCCCGUGUGCACGCACACAGUUAUUCAGACAUACACCCACCCACAUACCUUAUAUCCAGAGGAAUCAGGACUACAUCACAGAGCCUGACUUCAUUUCUGGGGCAGCUGAGAACUGAGGGCUUUGGUUACCAAAAGCUCAGGGCCCCCAUGCCAGGUCCAAGACCACCCUGAACCCUAUUCUGACGUCCACGUUCUCUGCCGGCCUGUCCCCCUCCAGGCGUGAUCUUCCCCAGAAGUCCCUGUAUUUAUUCUCCCAUCUUUAUCACAGCAGCCCAUCAAGGAGGAAGAAACAUGGAGCCCCUCCCCAAGUUGUCUGGGGACUCCCCGGAGGGCUGCUACUUAACAGCACCAACUCUUCCAGGCUCUACCCGUCCUCAGCAUACUGCUCUGUCUAGCCUUCUCCAGGGUGACACACAGGAGGGGCAAUGUCCACCCCAGGACCAAACUGAGCCCAAUUCCAGCACAAAGUGUUUGGAAAAGCCCCUGCCCUUGGAAACUUGAAAGUGAACUCUUCUCCCAGCCCUGGGUGCAGGAAGGGCCCCUCCAGGUCACCCCAGUCUCACUCUUUCUCUAUAAGAAGUUCGUGUAGUUUAGGCCCCAGCUUAUUAGUGACUUCCAACGGCCUCAGGCAGCCUGGGCAUUAAGGGAAGGGAAGCCUGGUAUAGGCUGACGGGGUAGCACCCAUGUCCCCUUUCUCUGACUGUUUGGCAGACCCAGGACGC